Molecule: messenger RNA, 910 nt
Organism: Cotesia congregata
Lineage: Eukaryota; Metazoa; Arthropoda; Insecta; Hymenoptera; Braconidae
Source: the annotation of a GenBank genome assembly
UUAUUUAAUAGCUCUAUUAUCAGAUAUCUGAUUAGUCUUCAAUCGCGAGCAAUAAGCUUCAAAAGUAAAACAUAAAGCUAAUCUAAAAAUGAACAAACUUAAGUUUUGUACUCCAGAGCAGAAGAAAUGUUGGCAGGACAAUGGAUACGUAAAACUUACCAAUGUCUUUACACCAAAAGAAAUAGAAGAAAUGUCUGCUGAGUACGACGAACUGUUCGAGCGCAAAAGACGGGAAGACUUGGCAGGUUUGGAGUCAGCUUGGGCUGGAAAUGACAUGAAAAAUUUAUCUGGCAACCGCAAUGUUACUGUAAAAUCCAUCCACAACCUCCAGAUGCACAGCGCAGUUUUCACCCGCGUGAUAACAAACUCCAAUUUGCUAGACGCGAUGGAAGACAUCAUGGGCACCAAGGACAUUCUUUUGCACCAUACCAAAGCUCACAUCAAGCCACCAGAGAAAGGAGCUCCCUAUUUAAUGCACCAAGACUACCCGUACUUCCCUCACAAGAAGCACACUAUGCUGGCAAUCUUCAUUCAUCUUGAUGACACUACUCCAGAGAACGGCGGGCUGGCUAUUUACCCUGGAAGCCACAAGUUGGGACCUCUUCCUCCGAAGAAAAUUAUUGAUGAAAAGAACGAAGCUUAUCAUUACGUAGAUCCUGAAAAAUAUCCGCUGUCCAAAGCUACUCCAGUCAGUGCUAAAAAGGGAGAAAUAAUCGCUUUUACUUACUUGACUCUUCAUGGAUCGUACUUAAAUCUUUCUGACAGACCUAGACGCAUGUUUUUGAUUCAACUGAGGGCUGCUGAUGACGAGCCUACUGAAGAUACUCAUAAGUCUCCUUGUCAGGAGUUGGUUUUAAGAGGAAGAAAUGUUUAUCGUAGUGCUAAUAUGGCUCACAGAUUUGCUCAUUGA